AUGUUGCAUCUUGCUCUUCCAGCAACUCCUAAUACAGUGUAUCUUAACACCUCUGCACCUGCAGAACCCAUAGGCACACUCAAGCUUUGUCCUUGUGAAGAUUUCCUGAAGAGAAAAGAAAAAGAGAAGUCCGGAGAGAUCUAUCUAAUAAAGGAGAAGAGGGAGUGUACUCAUCUGUCCCUCAUCAUCUCUAACACAGAGUUUGAACACCUCUCGAGGUGUACUGGGGCUGAACAUGACAUCGCAGGGAUGAAGGGACUGCUUGAAAGCCUAGAUUAUAGUGUGGUUGUGGAAGAGAACCACACAGCUAAGGAGAUGGAGUCAAUACUCGUGGCAUUUGCUGCCCUAAAAGAGCACAAGUCUUCAGACAGCACAUUCUUGGUGUUCAUGUCUCAUGGCCUCCUGGAUAAAAUCUGUGGUAUUAAGCACACUAAUGACAAACCUGAUGUACUGCUUUACGACACCAUUUUCCAGAUUUUCAACAAUCUCAAAUGCCCUCAUCUGAGAGACAAACCUAAGGUCAUCAUCAUCCAGGCCUGUAGAGGUGAACAUUAUAGAGAAGCAUGGGUCAAUGACUCUUCAGAGCCCUCAGCAGACACCUCUUCACAGUCACUAAAGAACCUGCAGGAUGAUGGUGUCCACAAGAUUCAUGUGGAGAAAGACUUUGUUGCUUUCUGCUCUUCAACACCACAUGAUGUUUCCUGGAGAAAUGAAAAUGGUUCUCUCUUUAUCACACAACUUAUAAAUUGUUUCCAAAAAUAUUCUUGGUGUUGUGAUCUGAUGGAAAUAUUUAGGAAGGUUCUACACUACUUCAAAAAACCAGGUGUUAAAGUCUAGAUGCCCUCCAUUGAAAGAGUAUCUCUUUCCAAAAAAUUUUACCUCUUCCCAGGCAAUUAA
Molecule: messenger RNA, 897 nt
Organism: Orycteropus afer afer
Lineage: Eukaryota; Metazoa; Chordata; Mammalia; Tubulidentata; Orycteropodidae
Source: RefSeq, a predicted model, not a curated record